This is a messenger RNA of [Torrubiella] hemipterigena, 1788 nucleotides long. The record is from the annotation of a GenBank genome assembly. NCBI's taxonomy places the organism in Eukaryota, Fungi, Ascomycota, Sordariomycetes, Hypocreales, Clavicipitaceae.
UUUGCCCAGCCUCACCCACAACAAUUAUUGCUUUGGCUAUUCAAACAAGCCAUGGCUGAAUUUACGCUCUUCCCCCUAUUGCCCCUGGAAAUUCGGCGGAUGAUUUGGAAGCUAUGUUUACCGCGCCGGGUUAUCGACAUCGCUGGUGUUGUUCGAGGUGACGGCGGCUACUAUGGGAGGUGCGAACCAAGACGGGCAAAAGGCGAACGCAACGGGUCGCCGCCACGAAUCCUCAGCGUUUGCCGAGAAGCAGCCCAGGUCGCAAGAGAAAUGGGCUAUAUGGAAAAGUUUGGAUGGUACGAAAAGACUCGGACUUGGGUGCAGCCGACUCUCGACAGGGCGUUCAAUAUCAACCACUAUCAUGAUCUUUUACGUGAAAUUCCUUUAGAGUACCUAAUCAGUUAUCAGAUCUUUACCGAGGCAGAAAGGGUACCUGUGGAAAUAUCGAUAGUGUCUGACUAUCUAUAUCAAUUCGACCUUCCGCCUAUUCAGCUUGACCGCCUUGACGCGCGUUUCUCUAUUGGGGUAGGGGCAAGGGAUGAUGAGCAGAUGAGCAUUUAUGCUUCCAUCUUGAAUACCUGGGAGGAUUGGGUUGGCAAGCUGCUUUAUGUGCAGCUAUGCAUCAUCUGCAUCCAUGUACCGCCAGCUGCAGCAAGAGCAUCAGGGCUUUUUGGCUUGUUGGGCGAUGAGAUGGUGCAAACCGUUGACGUGGAUGAUACAGACCGCUUGAGAGCAUUCGCAACGCUAGUCAAGAACGAAGACAAAAGUACAGACACCAGGCCAGAUGUAGUUGGAGCGUGUGAAAAGCUGUUAGACCCGUCGUUUCUGCCACGAGUACAAGAAUGGAAAGCGGGCAUUGACUGGACUAUUCUAACAUACACUUGGGAGCUGGAUAGACAAAAUACCGCAAACGGCUCUCGCCCUGGAGACUUGCAAGACCUAUAUCAAGCAUGGGAGCCUCUAUACAGUCCCCCUCAACCUUAUAUACGCGCCAAUGAGCAGAGUCUUGUCGAAUCGCACCCGUGGGUAAAAAAGGCGCGCGCAGACAUGUGGAAGAUACGGCCGCAAAUCAUGUUUCGCUUAUGCUACGAGGACUGUCAUUUAUUACCGCCUAGCUUUGAUGGUUCAUAUUAAAAGAAUAUCUGAUCUUUGCGCUAAAGCAAUGGCUAUCGUACGGUCUUCAUGAACCGGCAACAUCAGCUACGCCGGCGUUGACAACGAAUCAGGCGAGUGGGUAUGAUUUUCAUCUGGAUUAUCCAUUGGUGAUGGAGACUGGAACGGCAGAGCUUUCACAUCAGUGAUCGACAUCGGUAGUCCGGAAUUCGAAGGGCCGUACUGGAUGUUGGAAGCGUACAGGAUGCCCUGAAGGAACCAGCGAGCUGCACAUCUUUCUUGCCUGACUUGUACUUUGGCAUAGGCGAUGGUAGAAUCAAGGUGCCCGGUGACCAUCUCAGAGUAAAGUACUCGGAUGGCAGCUAUGGACUUGCUCUUGGUAGUGGUAGUGAGGUCGCCCACUUCGGCAUUCCUGAUAUGCUUGGCGCCUAUGUCGUGUUUGAGGAUGGCCCUGGUGGUCCACGCAUUGGCUGGGCAAACUCCAAGUGAGAUGGGAAACAGACAGUUUGGUACGACCUGAAGGAAUAGUAGCUAGAUCAAUCGUCUGCUUCGUUGAAAUCACCUACAGAAGUGGAACAAUUCCCGGCCGAGCCGAGUGGCAACUUGCCUCAACACUAGUAGACGUGGCUUGGGUCCCGGCCGAUUUCCCAAAGCGGUAGAUGAGUUUAAUUUGCA